Messenger RNA from Komagataella phaffii GS115, 1830 nucleotides. Its product is annotated as Regulatory subunit of the Atg1p signaling complex. The transcript has a single exon. Gene Ontology annotation, biological process: autophagosome assembly; protein localization to phagophore assembly site; mitophagy. The record is from RefSeq and is a predicted model, not a curated record. Lineage: Eukaryota; Fungi; Ascomycota; Pichiomycetes; Pichiales; Pichiaceae. Bases 1 to 1830 code for a protein of 609 amino acids. Gene Ontology annotation, cellular component: Atg1/ULK1 kinase complex; extrinsic component of membrane; cytosol.
AUGUCCAAAACAAAUUCGACGGUAAAAGGAAGGCCCAAACUAGUUCAAUCUGUGAACGGAUUUUUUUCCAAAGGUGCGAAUGUGGUUACACACGGACGAUUUUUUUCAUCCGAACCUUCUAAAAGUGAAGAUUCAGGUCUGGAUUUUGUUAAACCCAAUAAAUGGUUCAACUUACUGGUUCCAGAACUGUCCUCUAGUGCUAAGAUUGCAUUAUCUCGUUGGAAAGGUAAUGACCUACUAACGAUCCCACCCAUGGUUUUAGAAGUUUUUCUGGUAGUUCCAACAGAGCAUUCAGAUAGUCUGGUCCUUCGUGGGGGAGCCGAUGGAUUGAGCCAAGAUGAUGUCGUCAUCAACGUUGGUAACUACGAGCGCAACGAGAUUGUUCUAGAACGAUGGUUACUAGAAUUUGAUUUGACUACCCUGGACAAAAAUUCUACUGAGAUCUACGGUAUUUACAAGAAAAUGAUCAUUCUUUUUCGCAAUCUCUACACAUUUGUACGAUUGAUGCCUGCAUUUAGGCUCUUUCAAGAGGGGAACUGGAAAAUAGGGACUCGAACAUUAGAUGGUAGCGAGCCAAUCUCCAGCAAAGAUCGAAUUGGUUUAAGUGAUUCGUUCCUGGGCGAAUCGAAGAAUUCAGAAGAGCAAGAUCAAAGUCAGUGCUAUUAUUCCCAUUUGAGCCAAAAAAAAUUUCGAUCUAUAACCACUUCAAUGGGUAGUUUGAAGAUCAGUUGCAGCUUCCGUAGAAAUACUGCCUUUCGGUGGGCAAGCACACGUCGAAAAGCGCGUGAUAACACGGUCACAGGUGGGCUUUCUCGGGCUGUUGGAAUACAACCUUUCAAGACUGGUGUUUUAUCGUCCAGCCCUGGUCGUAGUCCCGGUCAUGGCUUCACUGCGACACUUUGUGCCCGGACUGAGUCACAGCCUAUCCCUCUUCAAAUUCAUCAUCGCUCAAGCUCUAACGCUUCCCUUGUACAACUUCUUCGGAAUCCAAGAAAUAGCAUUCCAACGUCAAUAAACUCCGUGCUUGAGGACCAUUCAACAAUCUCUCCAGCAACAAAAUUCUCUUCCUCUUUUAGGUUAGCACGCAGAGGGAGUCUCCAUUCCCGAACAUCGGUCGAUCGUCGUUCAAGUGACUUAUCAUCGUCUGACAUAGACCCAGACCAAUUCUACGUCGAUGAAGAUAUAAAUGACCUCAUGCGUAUGAUUGAUGCCAGGCCGAAUUUAAGGCUUUCCUCAGCACGGUCACGUGAAACUUCACCGUCAUCUCUGAAUCGAUUUCAACUCUUACAGAAAACUCAUGAUAUCUUGAGUGAUUCGGUACAUGCAAGUUUACCCACAAGUGCCCAUGGAGUUCUCUCAUUGUCCCCAUCACGAAGGUAUUCCAUAUCACCUCCAACCAUGGGGCCAGGCUCAUCUACAGCCUCAAUCUCUCAAUCUUUAACUUACGCACGAAUGGAUCACCAGGACUCCGCACAAUCAGCCAAUUCUAUCCGUGACAUUUUGCAGAGUUCGAGCCGACGUAACUCUUCUUCCAACAGACGAGGAUCUGGCCAGUCGCCAAGGCCUGGAACAAUACUAGGACUACCAUCCGGGCUAGGCUCUGGUGACAGUGCGAUAUCUGAUGAGGCUUCUAAAGAACAUGUUUAUGAAGAGCACGCAAUAAUUGAUGAUGAUGAGGAGGAGGAAGACAUGAUCACUCAAAGAAAUUUGAAUCAUCUAUUGAAGUACAGAAAACUUCGCCUUCAAGAUACGAAAAAAAGCAAAGAGAUCACGAUCAAAGAAGAGGAUGACGAUUUGUUGUUCACAAUGAGCGACAUGAAUCUUAGCUGA